AUGUUGACGACCGAUCCAUCAUUGCUUGUUACCAUCGAUCCUAAAUUAUCUAUCGGCGGUGAUACACAGGAACAAACUAGAGAAAUAAAAAAUCACGAGACAUGUGCUUCUUAUGCGCUAUCCAUACCUGCUGUGUUGAAUGACGAGAACAAUCCUGCUAAACCUAAGCUAUCUGUUGAUGAUUGUCAUUUUAAAACCUAUGCUAAACAUCGUAUUCUCCAUCGCCGUAUACAUAGCGAUCCAGUAUUUCACGUACCCAAUAAUCCAGAUAACUUUUCUCAUGUCACAUCUUCCGUUCUACUACACGAAAUCAGUUUGAAUGACAACGAGAAUUUUGCGAGUGCUUCCUACUCAUGUGAAUAUGGUUCCAGCUAUGAUUCGCGCACGAAUUCAUUCCUAUCCAUUGAACAGUCAUUACUUCCGGACAGUAAACGUCAAUCAAUAUCCAGUAAAAUCACGUUGAUAGAUGGAGAGGAAAAUCAAUUUUAUCAAUCAUCAAAAUUUCCGACAGUUUCGAACGCUGCACCAGACUGCUUGCCAUAUUCAUCGCUCUUCUGGCCCAGAAAGAAUCAGUCAUUAGAUAGUUACAUACGCGAAUGUGAUUCGCAAACGCGAACAGAUGUUGAAAAAGAAAAUGCGCAUUUCUAUUUCAGUGAAGCACUUAUAUCUGCUCUCGAAUACAUGAAAUUUAGUGAUAAAUGUAAAAAGUAUUUUGAUACAUCCGAUGAAAACGUAUUGUCAUUGAAUUCUUUUGAUUGUUCGACUCAUAAUUCAAAUUCGACUGAUUCUUCUGCGGAAAUGUUAGCAUUAGCUGUGAUGGAACCAUGGAAAGAUCAUAAAAUACCGAAUGCUUCUGAACUAUUUUGGAUGAUCCCACACGAAGCAAAAAUAGCAGACGAGCUUGUGCCAUAUGAAGAAAGUAGGACAAUGGAGCACAGCGGUGAUUAUUCUUCUGUCGAAAAUAAUGCAAAAAUAUUACGACGAGGGAACAGUCACUGGGCACCGCCACGUGAGCAAUUAAUCUUUCACAUUCACCAAUCAACAGGACGUGAAAGUCAAUUAAAAAAACAAAACCAUCUGUGUGCUGGCUGUGGGCGUGGUGUUGAAAAAGGAUAUGCUCAUCGUUUUCGAUAUUGCGAAUAUACUGGCAAAUAUUUCUGUCGCAGUUGUCAUUCCGACAAGAAGUUCUAUUUGCCAUCCUAUAUCAUUGCCAAAUGGGAAUUUUCCAACAAACAUAGUAUCUCGAAUUUUGCAUAUGAUUAUCUGAAUCGCAUCUAUAUGGAACCAAUUUUUAAUAUCUAUGAUUUAAAUACGAAAUUAUACGAAAAAAGCAAUAAACUAAGAAUGAUGAAUCAACUUCGUUGGUCCCUUUAUUUUCUGAGACAUUACAUUAUGACAUGUCGCUUUGCUAACGAACGAGGUCAUCAACAAGCAUUACAAUCGAUUCCAUCUUACAUAUAUGAACAUCCACAUACGUAUUCCUUACAGGACUUAGUUCAGACUAAAUUAGGCGAGCUACACAAGGAAUUCGAACCCAUUGUGGUGAACUUACGCGACCAUGUUCUAUCGUGUUCGCUAUGUUAUGCUAAAGGUUAUGUUUGUGAAAUAUGCCAGGAUGAUAAAAGUAUUCUGUUUCCAUUCAAUGUUCAAACGACAAGUAUCUGUCCUGUGUGUCAAUCUUCAUCGUGGUACUAUUACAUCUAUAAAAUCGAAGUGAAACUAUCGUCAAAUAAUUUCUUUAUACAUGUCAAUCAAGAAUAUUUUCUUCCGAUUUCAAUCUAA
Molecule: messenger RNA, 1782 nt
Organism: Adineta ricciae
Lineage: Eukaryota; Metazoa; Rotifera; Eurotatoria; Adinetida; Adinetidae
Source: the annotation of a GenBank genome assembly